Messenger RNA from Lolium rigidum, 1089 nucleotides. RefSeq lists its product as uncharacterized. The transcript is spliced from 8 exons. The record is from RefSeq and is a predicted model, not a curated record. Lineage: Eukaryota; Viridiplantae; Streptophyta; Magnoliopsida; Poales; Poaceae. Bases 1 to 939 code for a protein of 312 amino acids.
AUGCCAGACCGCUUGGAGCGGCCAGGAGGGUCUCGCCGGCGGCCCGGCAGCCGCUGCUUGGAGUCUCCCGCGCCGCCGGCCAGAAUCGCGCCACCGCCGCCGGCCGGAAUCGCGCCACCACAGCCGGGAUUCGCCCCUCCCCGCCGCCUGGAGUCGCCUUCGCUGCCGCCCAUCGCCAGCAACAAGGUGGAUUUAGUGACGGGAAUGGAAAGAGGAGAGUACCUCAUCUUUCGUCUCACAUGGGCCAUCCAUAUCAGAGGUGAUGGAAAAGUAAUAGAUUUGGGACAGAUUGCUAAGAUGAUUCCACAGAGAAUUGGUCUAGCCGUGUGCUUCAGUGAAAAGAUGCAGCUUAUGCUUCUCAACUCAUUCCCUUUUAUUCACCCAGUUGAACUUUUGAGCAGUUCAUCGGGGUUCGGCAGGAGGAGCGCCGGUGCAGGGAUGAACGAGGAGGCUGAGCCGUCUGGCUCUUUCGCGCCCGUACUUAUCUUAUUGGUAUUAAUUUUUUGGGGAACCGGCGGAAGGGGAGAGCGCGGGAAGAGGGGCGGGGCGGCAGCAGCGGCCUCCUCUUCUAGCUCAACCGCAACCCCGAGCGUGGCGGUGGCAUCCUGUGCGGCGACGACGACCUCUUGUGUGGUGCCUUCUCAUUGGCCCGGCGGCCAGGUGCAGCAGCUUGAGUUAUGCCGGUUUCCUCGACCUGUCGACAGUGUGGAUGACGAGGUCAUGGCCCGGUCUUAUCUGCUGCGUCCCUUUCAUCCUCUUUCAUCUUGUCUGGUUGAAGAAGUGCACGACUUCAAUACCUUCUCUAAAGAAGAACUUCAGGAGCUGCGAAAAUAUAUCCUGAAAAUCGACCUCUCCGUGGACACCUGGAAACCAAUUUGUGAUCCAUCAGUUCUGAGAUGUAUGAGCUGGAACUAUUUUUGUCUCUUUGAUCAGUUCUAACUUCUGAUCGGCUGUAUUCAUCCAAGGUUUCAGCCUCCAUCUCCUCUACUGUUCCAGAUCUCCCUGCAUUGCUACUUUUACAGGUUGUUACCAUGAUGCAAUCCAGAUUCCUGCCAAGAUCAUAUUGGAUGCUAUGUUAACCCAGGUAAA